Molecule: messenger RNA, 7718 nt
Organism: Lethenteron reissneri (Far Eastern brook lamprey)
Lineage: Eukaryota; Metazoa; Chordata; Hyperoartia; Petromyzontiformes; Petromyzontidae
Product: Krueppel-like factor 12
Biological process (GO): regulation of transcription by RNA polymerase II
Molecular function (GO): DNA-binding transcription factor activity, RNA polymerase II-specific; RNA polymerase II cis-regulatory region sequence-specific DNA binding
Source: RefSeq, a predicted model, not a curated record
CUCACAUCCUCGGAGGGGCUCGGUGGGAGACGCCGUGUCGCUCGCUCGCUCGCCCGCCCGCCCAGCGGCACGGAGACGCGGUGGAGGAGGACACAGGGGCCGAGACACGCGAGAAGGAGGGGGAAGACCUCGAGCGACUUGCACCACAGCCGCCCACGAGAGAGAAGACGCUCGGACAGGAGUCUGGAGCGUCGCGCGCGGCGAUUAGAGUCACCGGUGCCACGAGAGCCACUGCCCCACCCCCCCUCCCCCCCGCACGAGGCGCCGGCCGGAGAGCACGCACGGCCAUGCUGAUGAUCGAGAAGAUGCCCGCUCGCGUGAAGACGGAGCCUGGCGACACCGACGCGAUGAUGAACAACUACGUGUCCCACGUUCAUCCCGACGCGUACUCCGCCUUCAAGCGGGACGCGAUGGAUGCGCAGGAGCAGCCGCUGAACCUGACGGUGAAUAAGCAGCGGAGCUCCGGCGGCGCCCACGGCUCCCCGCCGCCGUCGGGCGGCCCCCGCCACCCCCGCGCCACCCACGCGCCGCCGCUCUCCGUCAAGUCGCGCUCCGUGGACGACGCGUCGCUGUCUCGCCACGGCCUCCACGGCCUGGCCCUGAGCCAUGGCCUCAACCUGAACCACAGCCUCAACCUGAACCACAGCCUCAACCUGAACCACGGCCUCAACCACGGCCUAAACCACGGCCUCUUCAUCGGCCACGGCCACGCUCAGUCGGUGCUGCAGUCUCACUCGACGACGCGUGGCGGCUCCUCCUCCUCCUCGUCCUCCUCCUCCCCGCCGACCUCGUCGGGGGGCCGCGCGCGGACGAACCCGGCGCCGUCGCCGUCCCCACCGCCGCCGACCCACCAGCUGGUCCCGUACCCGGCCGCCUCCGGCCUGGGCUCCGCGCGGAGCUCGCCCUCGCGGCCCGUCACGUACCCGUCGGGGGGCGGCCCGCACGACCUCUACUCCUCCUCCUACCUCCUCGCGUCCGCGGAGCCCGGCGGGGGGGGCGGCGGUGGGGGGGCGGGCGGCCCCCCGCCUCCCUCGCACCUCCUGCAGGGUUUCUCACUUCCCGUGUCCACGCUGCUGCCCUCGGGCUCCCUGCUGUCCGCCGCGCCGCCCGGCUCCCAGCAGGGCUACCUGCAGGUGGUCAACCCCAUGGGCGGCGGGCCGGGCCACGCGAUCCAGCUGGCCGUCAUCUGCACGCCGGUGCCGGCGCACGCCGGCCACCCGGGCCACUCGGGCCACCCGGGCGGCGCGCUGGACCACGGCAUGCGGCACCUCCCCCACCACCCCGCGGCUUUGCCGUACCACCACGCGGGCCACCACCACGCGGGCCACUACGUCGGAGAGUACGAGCUGCCGAUGGACCCGUUGCUGCCGGCGAGCCAGCUGGGGGUGCACGAGGCCAAGGGGCAGCUCAAGACGUCCCAGUCGGUGGACUCGGGGCUGGACCUGUCGCCGCGCGUCAAGCGCGAGAGCGAGAGCGACGUGGGCUCCGACGUGGACGACGUGGACGACGUGGACGACGAGGACGAGGAGAGUGCCUCCACCGACGGCCUGCACCGAUCCUCGCCGAGAGGGGCCGCGGGCGGCUUGCUGGAGCUCCAGCGCCACGGGUCAGGCUCCCCGCUGGUGACCCCGCGGACUAAGCGUGCGCGCGACUGCGACUCGCCGGACUCGGCGCGCCGCAAGCGAGUCCACCGCUGCGACUUCGACGGCUGCAACAAAGUUUACACCAAGAGCUCGCACCUCAAGGCUCACCGCCGCACGCACACCGGCGAGAAGCCCUACCGCUGCACGUGGGACGGCUGCACGUGGAAGUUUGCGCGCUCGGACGAGCUGACGCGGCACUACCGCAAGCACACGGGCGUGAAGCCCUUCAAGUGCGUGGACUGCGAGCGCUCGUUCUCGCGCUCCGACCACCUCGCGCUGCACCGCAAGCGCCACAUGCUGGUGUGACGAGCGUGGCCCGCUCCACCCGACCGCCGCCGCCACCACCACCAUCCCACCCCCUCCCGCCACCACACGUCCCCCCCCCCCCCGUACCCCCAAGCCGAGGGGGUGAGGGCCGGGGUGCGUGGCGAAGAACAAAAACAACCAAGAAGAGAAAGAAGAGUAAACAAAUGUGGGACGCAAAAAAAAAACAUUUCCCGUAACGCCCGGAUUGUGGCGUCAGAGCAAGGUGUUCAGCUGGACUGAACGACGGGUCGGCGUCCGUGAGACCCUCCUGCUCCUCUCUGGAGGAGUGAACGGUUGGUGUGUGUGUGUGCACGCGCGCGCCUCGCGUUUGCGUCUUUGUACGUGUGCCUUAUUAGUUGAUUACCUCUGCCUGACACUGGGUGGCAGUGCGUGUGGCUGGGAGGUGGCUCGGUAGUUGACCACGCCAACUCCCCGUCGGUUGCUGUGCGGAGCUCGAUACUCGGUGCCCGCUAACAGCGCUCGCCCCCGGCGAGUCUGUAAAGCUUCUGCGGGGUGGGUGGGUGAGGGUGGUAGAUUUGUGCCUGCGUGCGAGUUGACGACGAUUCCGUCCAUCGCUUUCUCUCCGCCCCCUUCCACUCCCCGUGCUGCCAGUGGCUCGGCCUCGUUGUCCCCCCAACCUCCUCCACCUCCUCCAAGCUGGUGCAGCAGGAGCGGGGUCCCGGGCGAGGCUGAGUGGGCGUUGUUUGUUGGUGUUGUUGCUUUGCGCUUUGUACGAUGCUAUUAUUAUUAUUACUACGAAGGAGGGGGGAGGGCGUUUCGAGUUUUUUUGUUUUUGUUGGGAAAGGUGGGGGGCACGUUCCUGCCCCCCCCCCUCCCAACACCCCCAACCGGCUUUCAGUUGGGGGAAUCUUCAUGUGCACAUGUAUAGUGGGAGCUGUAAUGUACAGGGGAGAGCUGUAAUGUAUAAUAAUAAUGUUAAGGGAGAGCUAUAAUCGAUUGGGGGGGGGGGCGUGUGUACUUGGGGGGUAGGGAGAUGGAGUGGGUGUGUGUACAUUGGAUUGAGAGUGAUUUUUUUUUUUUUCUGGGAGAGAGAGGCAAGGGGCAGGUUGAAUCCACUGCUGUCGCCGCUUGGGAGGGGAAUGACCGUAGAUCAAACGAGGGACAUCCCCCCCACACCCACCAACCCCGCGCACACACACACAUGCACAUCCAGGGUUUACGAUGCACAUUGUGCUCAUGCGGCGAUCUGACACCGGAAGGAGUUGGGAUAUUCUGCUGCUCUUGUCCCAUUUUCCUCAUCUCUUUUUUUUUGUUAAGUCGUCGUGUUUGAACACCGAGCACCUCAGUCUGUGUGCAGUCAACGGUGGGUGGGAUAAGAGAUGGGGCAAGGACGUGGGGGGUGGUGGCGGGGAGGGGGGCACGUGGGGUCCCCGGAGCCGGAGUAAAUUUCGCCAAAACAAAUUCCUCGCCACGCAGGUGGAGGAGCCGCGUCUUGGCUCUCUGCCAUCUCCCCCCUCACCUCGUCAGCGGAGGCCGACCUCCCGUGGUGGGGGGGGGGGGGGGUGUGCCCCGACUCCUCCACCGUGGUCAGGACACGGCUCGGAGACCCCCGCCACCACCACCAGACGUGGCCAGGAGACGCUCGUGACAAUUUGAACAAACGUCGUUGGAGUUCCGCCCCCCUUGAAACAACUGCGUGAGUUGACCGGUGCCCACACGUGAGCUCAAUGCAAUGGGAGUGGAGUUCCUCUCUUCUCUUCUGUCACACAGAGACUCACAGGUUGGGAGGGGUGAACUGCACGGGUCCCGUCUGUAAUCUACCCCAGUAAAUGGCAGGGUCCGUUCAUGAGUGGGGACAUCCCCACCGUGCACAGGGUGGCUGUUGUGUCACUGCUUGAUUGGUGUUGUAAUGGAAUUGUUUGAAAAAGGGGGGGGGUGUUGUGGGGGAGUGGUACUUAGCUACUGGCUGCUUUGACGUGGUUGGUGGUGGUGGUUGUGCUGGUAGUCUCAGUCAGUCGACCCGUGGCAUCUGGGUCUGCCCCGUGAUCUCCUGCCAGCGGGCGUUCGACACUUCACGUGGCCUCAAGGUGCACAUGGCCUGGCACAAGCGUCGUAGUGAUGCCACCGCCACUUAGUGGCGAAUGGCGGUUGUUGUUGUUGUUGGUAGUGGUGGUGGAAUGUCUCAAUUUGUCUGCCCCGUGUUGUAAUAGCCCUGGGUGUGGGCCCUGGGUGGGCCCUGGGUGUCUUACCAAAGACUUGUUCAGCCCUGGCGGAAUGACACGUGGCUCUAGUGAGAGAUGCGUCGUGUAAACCAGCACAUGAGGGGAGCGCUUUGCAAUGCGAUCAUAUGGAUAUGAGAGAGAGAGAAAGAAACAAUAAGAGUCAGAUUUAAACAAAAUAUAUAUUUUAUUUUAAUGAAAUAUAAUCCAGUAACUUUGUUCUUUAUUAAUUCAUGUAAUUAUGUUUUAAGGGGCCGAGUGACGUGCUGUAUUGGCCAGCAGGUGGAGUGUGUGAUGUAAGUGAUUGUGUGAUAAAUGCCAAGACGCGACCCCAGAAUGCAGUGGGCUCUUCUCUUGUAGCUACACCGCCGGAGACUGCGUGUCCCCAGAUGUCCCGACGUGAGCUUGAAGAGGAAGUUUCGUUUUUUCGAAAAUAAGAAAAACAAAACAGAGACUUUAAAGUUAUGGUCAGGUGUUCCAUUACAUCAUUUCAAGGUGGUUUCCUGCAGCUCAAAUGAACACUGAAGCAUUGGUACUCAUCGCCUCCUGUUUACAGCCCUGCAGAGCCACUGGUGGACAUUUCCACAUUCCUAUGGCAAGUCUCUCCAAAGCAAAAAAAAAUACUUUUGACCUCCUCACUUAAUCAACUCCGGAGAGAUGAUGAGUCGACCCCCUCCCACGGCUUGGCAUCACUAGAGUGACAACGUUAAUUUUACGAAGCUCUAAACUCCUGAGACACCCAGCAUAGGUAGCUACAAGAAAAGAGCUGCUUGUUUGUGUUUUAUUGGUGGUGAUGGUGAGCACCUUUUCCUUUAAGCCACCAGUGGCACCAGGAUCGGAGAUCGAACCGUUGGGACGACCGCUCGCAGACGACAACCCGCCCCAUGUGAUCUCGCACACCUGAAUGCUGGCAACCCCCCUGCGUCGUCUCCUCGUAGCGCCGCGAGGCCCGGCGGUGAUCGAGUGAGUGGCCUGUAAAUUAUAUCGGAGCGUUUGCGAGCUGAGAUCCCGGUUAGGGCGGCGAGUCGAGUUGACCCUCGACCUCUCCCAGGUCGAUGCUGUCACGGACACUCUCUCUUGUUUAUCUCUCCCUUUCCUCUCUCUCUCUCUGAAAGUCGAGGAGAGCGAGAAAGAGAGAGAGAGGCAAGAAUUUGCCCCCAGGGCAAUAAGUCAGAGUCACGUUCCUCAAGAUGAUGUCGCCCGUGGCUGCUGCUGUUGCUGUAAAACAUGUUUUUUGUCUACUUCUGUUUUUUAGUUUAAAAAAACAGAACGUCAGCAGACCAAUCGAUUAUUAUAUUUUGUAAUAUACAAGUACAUAUAUAUUACAACAUUAUUGAAUUAGCGGCUGUUUAAGAGUAUCGUCAAAACUCAAAUAAUAAAUUGUACAAAUUAAUUAUUAACCAUGGUUCCAACCGCCUCCUGCCUCGCCCCCCACCACCCCUUAAAGUGUGCCGCUUGUCUCGUGAUGCAACUAAAAUAAGGAAAUCACAGUGGGCAGAACUCGGUACCACCCUAAAGUGGCACAACUUUAGCGGCACCAAACUAUGAACACGGCCAACACGAUUGGAACUGCUGCUUCGUAAUCCCCUCGCCUCGCCCCCUCGUGUCAAGCGGUGAGCACGCGAGGCGCCGGUCAUGGGCCACAUCUCGACGGUGGUGGCAGUGCUGAGGAAGCGGUGCGCACCGCGCCACCGGGUGGUGCCAACGUGGACUCAGGGAGCCGCGUUCAGACUUCCUCCCCCUCCCCAACUCGCCAUGACGUGUGCCAUCAACGCCCAGCAGCAACAUAUGUCAACCCCCGUGCGGCAGUGAUGAUGCAUAGCAACUAUCCUCAACACGUGGCCGUUCCGUAGCCCGCCCGCUCGCUCGCUGGUUGUUGUUGUUGUUGUUGCUAUGGAAUGUCAUCGGUGGUUGUUGCUGAUGUUUGUUUAUCAUUAUCAUUGACCGCAACGCGAUUCUCUUAAUUCAUCUUCGGUAAAACAAACGAGACUCGCGACCGGCUAUAACCAGCAGCUGGAGCAGUAGUAACAGCUGCUGCAAUUUAUCGACCGCCGCUUUAUGAUGUGAUGAUGGGUGCGCGCUGGUCGCUUGCACACCCACGCCGGGUUUUGUGAUGAUUUGCUUUUGUUGAGUUUCUUGACUUUGGUUUUGGUUCCCGAGUCCGGCGAACGCGUGCGUGGUUCUCGGGAACUCGCCUUACCUCGCCAUCCAACCACCACCCUCACCACCACCAUCCUCACCACCCUCACCACCACCAUCCUCACCACCACCACCCUCACCACCACCACCCUCACCACACAAGGAGCGUGCUCGGGGUGGGGGCGGUUCUCCAGCCCCCCCCCCCCCGCCUAACUUUCAGGAGCGUGGAGCUAGUCCGUGUGUUUGCUCGCCAUCGUGCACACAGCCUUGCAAAUGUGAUGUUCAUUCUCGAGGGAGUGUCCGUGUAAUGUUUGUUCUUUAAAUAAAUAAUGAGCAACGUACUUUAUUGCCCCCCUUCACCCCCCCCCCCCCACAUUGGCGUCCAUAAAUGGACCUCCAUUACUUCUACCAGCCCCCCGCAACCAACACAAUUUAUAAUCCAUUGACACGUCUCGCCACCAACACCACCACCACCACCUCCACCACGCGUUGAGAUAUUCUACACCACGCCAAAGUGUUACAGGGUAAGAGCCCCCCCCCCCCAAUUUGGGGACUCAAAUGGGCCCAACCGCCCCUCCCCCCCACCGUGGAAUGUUCUUCUCCCUGGGGGAGGAGUUCAGCGGUACCCCGGGGAGCGCUCGCUCCGGCGGAUUCUCGCGCCCAGCGCAGCCAGUUUCUCGAGGAGCCGACAGCCCCGCGAGUUCCGUCCGCGGUCUCGAAUUCACCCCCCCACCAACCCCUCCACCCACCUCCACCCACCUCACCCCCUCCACCUCGCCACGACCGCUCGCAGGGACGCGAUGUCUCGCGCCGAGGUUCGGGGGUUUGCGGUCGGGAGAGUCUCGGGGUGGUUGGAAGAAUUGUCACGAGGAAGAAGAGGGGAGGCGGUAGUGGGGAGCGGUGGCGCAGUGGUUAGCGCGCUGCGCUACAAACCCUGCGACCCCGGUUCCAUUCGUGCUCGUCAGCAAAAAAAGUGGCAAUUUGGUCGAACCUUGCCUGAGCCUCGCCUAGCUCGACUCUGCCUCAAAAGAAUACCUGGUGCGAAGUAUAAACAUCGCCAUGAGGGAGACAAAGGCGGUCGGGCGUGGCGCUGCCCACCCACCCCCCAAGUGUGCUCGCUAUCGCUAACAGCACUUGCCCCAAUCAUGUGUUUAACGCUAUACGCGGGAUCUUUAUCUUUGGUGGUGGUGGUGGUUGGGUCACAGGGCCCACGAUCGAUUCGGCCUCCACUGGGGGAGCGCCACGAGUCUCGCUGUCCCUGCGUCACUCGCACGAACUCUCUCUCUCUCGCUGUCACUCACGAUCAAAUGUCAGCGGCGUUGUUGUAAUUAUUGUUAUUUAGGUUCAUAAAUCUAUACUGUGAAAGAUAAUUUCCUUUUUAACGCAUAUAUAAUAAUAUCUUUAAUAUGGAAUUUCAUAACACUUGUUAAUAAAUCAUUUUGUAUUCAAG